AUGGAGGAGUUGACGGAGAAGGUCGACAAAAUCCUGGAUCAGGUGGCAACUCAAACCUUGCCUUCGGCUAAUGGUUCCCGUUGCAGUGAUGGCAAGUCAGUCCUGGCCAAGCUGAGAGAUGGCCAAGAUGUGCAGGUCGAGCUCACAGCCGACAUGUUGUUGGGCAUCAGCGAAGACGACAAAGACAAGUUGGCAGAACAACUGCGAACGCAAGGCUUCGAUGUGGACACAGUGGAAAUUCCGAGGCCCCCUCAGGCUGGCCACGCCCUCCAGUGGAGUGAUGCGAUUUCCCAGGCGUUUGGCAAAGCUUGGAUAUCUCGUGUUGACGCCACGGACUUCUGCGAGAUGGUUUGCAAGUGUGGCGAGCGUUUGCUGAACCUACGGCGCUACAAGCUGGCCUAUCAGGAGGUCUUCUACCGUUAUUGCGACCGGGCUGUGCAGCUCCGCGCAGAGAUUGCCAAGAACCAGCUUGGAGAGCCUCCUUCCAGGAAGAUUUCGGUCUUCUCACGCUAUUGUCUGGGAGCAUCGACCGCCUUGUUUCUGCAGACAGUUCAUCGAGACGAUGCUGCCAGGAGGCCGGACACAGUCGACAUUCUUCGAGAUGUUCUUCGUGACAUCCUUCAGUCCGUCGAAGCUCUUUGUGGUCAGACAGAGGAGGUGCGUGAGGAGCUCUAUUGGUGCCUGUACAACAGCAGCCUUCUUUGCAUGCGCAUCUCUAGAUGGCUGAGACUUCAUGGGUUUGCCGAGCUAUGCGUUCAGCCUCUUUGGCUGAUGGUGGAGUCCAUGCACUCCUGCCUGCCGCUGAUGGCAGUGUACAUGAUUCCCUUCAGGGCACGGGUGAUGCUGGAGCUGGCCUACUGUGCAGAGUCUGCUAAGCAGCUCGGAGAGGCUUCGCGUGUAUGUGAUGUGGCACAAGAGCAUAUAGAGAAAGCCAAGAAGCUGGAGAUCAUGCUGCCACCGGUUCCACCGGAGACGACGAAGCUCUUCGAGGUUGUGACCUUCGAUUCCUCCGAAGCUUCCACGAGCGCAUCGCCUCCGACGGCAGAAGCCGCGGAGCACGAGGCGGUCAUCGACGUGGGCCAUGGCAUCCACAUCGGGAUGGAUUCGCUUGCCGAAAGGAUAAGAUCCAUUUUCGAUCGCUUUGACAAGGACGGCGGUGGAACUCUGGACAGGCAUGAGAUUCAUCGAGUCUUCAAAACCCUCGUUCCUGACUUCACGCCCUUGCAAAUCAAUACCUGCUUCAAGCAUGUCGACAAAGGCGGAGACGGCUUGAUUUCUCGUGAAGCGUUUUGCGAGUGGAUCUUGACCGACACCGGCGAGUCCAAGAAGGUGAUGAGGGCAUUGAUCAAGGCAACCAGCGAUGCCCUCGCCACAAGUGUGAGAGAAGUUUUCGCUCGGUUUGACCAGAAUGGUGAUGGGAAGCUCGACCGGAGUGAGCUGUGGCGGGUCUUCAAGACUCUCGAUGGGGAGCUUCGCAUCCAGGAGAUAGUUUCUUUGAGUCAGGAGCUUGACACCGGUGGGGACGGAACGGUCUCCCACCGCGAGUUCCUUUCCUGGCUGCGACAGGGCUCAGAUCGAGCCCAGGCGCUCACGAAAACGAUCGUGAAAGAAACAGGCAAAGCCCGAGAGGCACGGAUUCAUCAGGCAUUCAACAAAUACGACUCGACCAAAGAUGGCAUGCUCAACAUCGGCGAGCUUACCAAUGCCCUCAAGGUGUUGGGAAGCUUCUCAAACGACGAAGUGCGCCAUGUCCGUGAUGACUUGGACAAAAGCGGCGACGGCGCGGUUUCAUACGAGGAGUUUCGCACCUGGAUCCAUGCGGGCAAAGGGAGAAAGGAGGUCUUGAAGGCCAAGGCCAUCUUGGCCCCCAGUGAUGGUGAUGGCCUCGAAGCAGUGUUCUACAACUUCUGCGGCCCUGGGCAUGCAGAUUUGUCUGGCACCAACUUCCAUCGGCUUUGUAAGGACUGCCACAUCCUGGAUGACAAGCUCGACACGGCAUCUGUGGACCUUGUGUUUUCUGAUUCUCGGGUGAAGGAUCAUUCGGCACGCAACAUUGACUUCCUCCAGUUCGAGAUAGCGCUGGAACUUCUGGCAGAGAGGAAAGGCGUCAAGAGGCAAAUCCUCCGCAAUGCUGUGCUUGUGCAAGGACAUCCGGAGUCGCACAACAAGUCCCCAGGGCAUGAGGACCUCGCAGAUUCUGCAAAGAAGAGGCGCUGCAGCUUGACGGGCCUGGAUCCUGCGGGGGUGUCGGCAGUUCUGGAAAAGAAGAAGCCCAUGCGAUGCAGCAGCCAGAAGCGUGUGGCAUCGCUGAUUAGGCUGACGCAGCAUGAAACUCCUGGAAAGGAGUCGUGGAGAAGAGAUGUGGACAACACCAAGCUUUGGAGAGUUUUCGGCUUGCACACGCCUGCUGGGCGCAACUUGAAGAAGCUCUAUGAAGCGCCAUACGUUGCACCAUCGCCUUGCGGACGCAAGCGGCAUGAGCACACUUGGUCCAACCCUUUCCUUGCGAUGAGUUCCGAGAACGGCGUUAGCGCCGGCAGCCCUCCCCCACAGAUGCACAAAGGGCGUCCGCUGCCAAGGCAGGCAUGGUGA
Messenger RNA from Symbiodinium natans, 2592 nucleotides. NCBI's taxonomy places the organism in Eukaryota, Dinophyceae, Suessiales, Symbiodiniaceae. The record is from the annotation of a GenBank genome assembly.